This is a messenger RNA of Schizosaccharomyces cryophilus OY26, 1382 nucleotides long. RefSeq names its product COPII-coated vesicle component Emp24. The transcript is spliced from 3 exons. The record is from RefSeq and is a predicted model, not a curated record. Gene Ontology annotation, biological process: intracellular protein transport; Golgi organization; endoplasmic reticulum to Golgi vesicle-mediated transport. Gene Ontology annotation, cellular component: endoplasmic reticulum-Golgi intermediate compartment; Golgi apparatus; endoplasmic reticulum. The coding region runs from base 22 to 723 and encodes 233 amino acids. Lineage: Eukaryota; Fungi; Ascomycota; Schizosaccharomycetes; Schizosaccharomycetales; Schizosaccharomycetaceae.
GAUACAGUAAAGCACUUGGAAAUGCUAAAUGUCCUUUGUUUACAUCUUCUACCAAGUGUCAGUUUCCUUCUACCAACAACGUUUAUUGAAAAAGACAAAUCGUUGCCUUUUAUGGUGAGGAAGAUGGAAUCUUUAAAUAUGAUGAAACUCAUUUUUUGGGUUUCUCUUUUUUCUAUUGUUUUUGGACACGGAAUCCAUUUACAACCCCAUCAAAAGGAAUGCUUUUAUGAAACUUUAAGGACAAAUGAUAAAAUGUCGGUUACAUUUCAAACCAACCUUGGUGGUGAUCAGCUUGUUUCCUUAAGUGUCUAUAAUCCUCUUAAUCAACUUAUGCAAAAAGAAGAACCUAGUUCUAUGUCACAGUAUUCGUUUACUGUUAAGAACCCAGGAAAGUAUACAUAUUGCUUUGAAAACGAUGCUUUUGAUAAUGAAGCUAAAGAAGUUUUAUUUAAUGUUCAUGGUAUCAUUUAUGUUUCUGAUGAGGAUUUAGAAGCGAACAAUCCUUUGAUUGGAAAAGUACGCAAGCUUCAAGAUACUAUUUCCCAAGUAAAGUUUGAACAAGAAUAUAUCCUUGCUCGUGAACGUGUUCACCGUAACACCGCCGAAAGUACUAAUGACCGUGUUAAAUGGUGGAGUAUUCUUCAAACUGUUAUUUUACUGUCUGUUUGUGGUUUCCAAAUUAUCUACUUGAAACGUCUUUUUGAAGUGAAACGUGUUGUAUAAGCUCUGAUUUUUACUUACGCACUAAUGCAAGCUCGUCUGUUGUGUCUAAAAAUCAAGCAAAAAAAUACAUUUCUUGAGAAAAGGAUUAUCUAUUCCAUCUUUACGAAAAGAAACUGAAAUAUUGUGGGAGGAACAGUAUGAGAACGCUGGCUAAAGGAAAUGCCGAAUUUCUCCUUCACAUGGUUGUAUAGGCGUUGAUAAUUAUGUUCAUCCUAUUAGCAUCUUGUGUUCAUUUUUAUUCUUCUUUCUUCUAAUUAUGAAACUUUUGAUGUGAGUAAUACAUAUAUCAUUUUUUUUUCAAUCUCAUUUGCUUUAUUCUCUCACCUCAUUCUACGAAACGCUAGCAACACAUAUGGAGCAGUAUUGCAGUUUUCUUAUAAUACAUCCCGAAAUUCGGUUCUUGGUUUUUUUUUUUUAAUUUGUUAUGUGAUUUGAACCAUGUCUAUUGACACUCAAACUGAAUAUCAAACAAGUUGUCCUUAUCGAGGAUAAAGACUGACAACAAAAUAAAAAUAAACAUAGAAUACCUUCUUUCCUAUAUGAUUUUCUUCUGCUGAUUCCCUGCAUUCCAAUGCCUUCUUAUGGGUAUUCUUGAUUGUUACUUGGUAACUGUUACUCCUGUAAAUAUAGAUGGCAAAACUUUUCUCGUAUGUGAAUUA